Messenger RNA from Phaeoacremonium minimum UCRPA7, 954 nucleotides. RefSeq names its product putative rip defective protein. The transcript has a single exon. Gene Ontology annotation, molecular function: methyltransferase activity. Bases 1 to 954 code for a protein of 317 amino acids. NCBI's taxonomy places the organism in Eukaryota, Fungi, Ascomycota, Sordariomycetes, Togniniales, Togniniaceae. The record is from RefSeq and is a predicted model, not a curated record.
AUGCGACGCGAUGAGCGACCGUGGGACGCUGAUGGCAUCUUGCCCCGAACGAUCACUACUUCGGGGGGACAGAAUUAUCAUUAUAGCGGUACGCGGGAUUUCACCUAUCGAGAAUACGCAAGCCUGCAAGGCUUCCCCGUGUGGCAUCGCUUCGUGGCUCCCGGAAUCAAGAAGCAGAUUGGCAAUGCAUUUCCUCCAUGCGUUGUCAAAGUUCUGUACGACUGGAUCAGGAAAUGGCUGGAAGAUGUCGAUGGCGUCGAGCCUACACCCCCACUAGAGCCCCAUGACCUUGUGGACCUUACCAUCGAGGAUGACGAUGACGAUUUGAACUCGAGAGACGUGUCUAACUCCCGACUCAAUUUGAGCCACCUCAAGUCUGAAGUCAAGGAGCAGAAGUAUCUCACUAAGAACGAGCUGCAGCAACUGGACGAAGAGGAGGUCAUUGCUCUAGCUGUCAGCGCGAGCUUGCAAAAGCCACACCAACAAAACAACGAAAUCAAUCCGAAAUCCAAUGUGUACUCCGGCAAUUCUCGGACCAACCAGCAGCUUCAGUCACCGGGUAGAUCUACCAACAAUACUGACGAGUGGGAAACAGCCCGACGAGAAAGCCUCCAAUAUCAUUUUCAGGGCCAGAUGGACGAGCAGCAGGCGCUUGAGCUGGCAAGACGACAGAGUGUGCUUUUCAUUAGUAAGCGAUCGAGGCAGCAUUCGAUCAUUGACCUGGCUACUGAUGAAGAGCCAAUGAAUGCGAUGUAUGAACAGGAUAAUGUUCCGAUGUGUGUAGAUGGUGGCCAGAGCGAGCGCUAUGUUUUGGUCGGUCAUCACUCAGUUGUCGUUGAGAAUGAUGGAGACAACGAUCUAGCUGGCUCUUGUAUCAUAGCCGCAGGGGAGGACAUGUCAGACACUGAUUCAGCAACCAUUGAUGGGGACCACAACAUGGACCUGGACCAUUGA